CCAAAAUUUAGGGGGGGAGGAAUUUGGAAAGGGCAAAAAGAAAAGGAAAUAAGGGGAGAAGACAAGGAACCAUAUUUUGGAAGCGAAACUGAGUAUUGGAGAGUCUAUAGCGCUACUGAGUGAAAACAACUAAACAAGAAGAAGGAAUUUAGAGAAAAAAAAAAAAAAAACGAAGAAUAGAAGACGGGCUGACGCCUGACGGGGGUUUAUUUUGCACAAUCUUCCAUCUUCCAUCUUCAUCUUCCAUCUUCAUCUUCAUCUUCAUCUUCAUCUUCCGCAUCUUCCGCCUCCUCUUGGAAUAGAAAAAGGUACACCGGCAGCGGUGGUCGGCAGUGACAGUCCUCGUCAGAAGUGUAUAUCAUUGGAUCUCGCGAUGGCUUCCACUGGAAAUCCAAAUCAACAACAUCAACAACAGCAGCAACAACAAGGUUUCGAUAUGAAUAAAUUGUUUAAACCCGCAAAUUUAGCAUCACCUCCAUUACCUCAAGCAGUACAAAACCCUAACAAUUUAGGUCCAACUCCGUCUGCCUCGUAUCCUCCUCCAACCGCUGGACCCUACUCUUUCCCCUCGCAGGCUCAGGCACAACAAAACCCUCCCCCUCCUUACUACCAUCAUAUGCCUCCUUUCCCCACUCAAGAUCAGCUCCACCAGCAGAGGUCUGUCUCUUUCCCUACACCGCCUCUACAGCCCGUUCCUAGUGCCCCUCCUCAGAACCCUAGCCCCGGUGCCCGUCUUAUGGCUUUGCUUAGCACUCCACCUCCUGAUUUUAAUUACUCUCCCCAUAACCCUACUCCUCUCCCUCUUCCUCACCCUUCUUCGUCCACUGUCCCUGUUUCCCCCUCUGUUCAACCCCCCGCCCCCAUUCGUAUGCCUAGCAGUAAGCUUCCCAGGGGCCGUCAUUUGCUCGGUCAUCACAUGUCUUAUGACAUUGAUGCUAGGCUGCACGGUGAGGAGCAACCUCAAUUGGAGGUCACUCCUAUCACUAAAUACGUUUCCGAUCCUGGCCUCAUCCUUGGUCAUCAAAUUGCUGUUAAUAAGACCUAUAUAUGCUAUGGCCUUAAGAUGGGAAACAUUCGUGUUCUUAACAUAAACACUGCGUUGAGGUCUCUGCUACGAGGUCAUACUCAGAGGGUAACAGACAUGGCCUUCUUUGCGGAAGAUGUUCAUCUUCUGGCUAGUGCAAGCAUAGAGGGACGUGUUUAUGUGUGGAAGAUUUCUGAAGGUCCAGAUGAGGAAGAAAAGCCGCAAAUUUCUGGAAAUAUCGUGCUAGCCAUUCAUAUUACUGCAGAUGAAGGAUCUGUUCAUCCGCGCGUUUGCUGGCACUGUCACAAACAAGAAAUACUUGUUGUGGCCAUUGGGAAGAGUGUCCUCAGAAUUGAUACGACCAAAGUUCGAAAGGGGGUUGAAUUUUCUGCAGAGGAGCCUCUUGUUUGUCCGUUGGACAAGCUUAUUGAUGGGGUUCAGCUUGUAGGUAAACAUGAAGGGGAGGUUACCGAUUUAUCGAUGUGCCAAUGGAUGACGACCCGUUUGGUUUCAGCUUCAAAAGAUGGAACUAUUAAGAUUUGGGAAGAUCGCAAGACACAACCACUUCUAGUAUUGAGGCCUCAUGAUGGUCAUCCUGUUGAUGCGGCCAAGUUUUUGGCUGCCCCACAUCGACCAGAUCAUAUCAUGCUUAUCACAGCUGGACCACUUAAUCGACAGUUGAAGCUCUGGGCUUCAUCUGAUGAAGAAGGAUGGUUGCUGCCUAGUGAUGCUGAAUCUUGGCGGUGCAUACAGACACUGGAGUUGAAGAGUUCGGCGGAACCUCGAAACGAGGAAGCAUUUUUCAAUCAGGUCGUUGCAUUGUCUCAAGGGGGGCUUCUUUUACUUGCAAAUGCUAAGAAGAAUGCUAUCUAUGCAAUUCACUUAGAAUAUGGUGCUAACCCAGCAGCAACCCGCAUGGAUUAUCUAGCAGAGUUUACUGUUACUAUGCCUAUCCUGAGCUUUACUGGGACAAGUGAUGUCUUACCUCAUGGGGAACAUCUAGUUCAAGUUUAUUGCGUCCAGACACAAGCCAUACAGCAGUAUGCUUUGGACAUCUCCCAGUGCUUGCCUCCACCAUUGGAGAACUUGAGUUUGGAAAAAUCGGAGUCCACUGUUUCUCGUGAUGCAUCUGAAUGCGUUCCUGCAAUAGAGCCAUCUGGAAGCAAAUCUUUUGAGGUUCCCUUAUCUGCAGCCAAACCAAGUAACCUCAUCAGCGGCCUUGGGAGCUCAUCUGAGAUUAAGGGUCCUGUGAGCACUGCUGCUGAUGUAACCUCCAUUCAGGAAAUUACUACUUCAAAUGUGGAUUCUAAUCCUACUUCAUUGCUAUCGGCAUCAAGCAAUGCUGAAGUUGCCCCUGUUGCAUCCCCUUCUCUUCCUCUUAGUCCAAGGUUGUCUAAAAAGCUCAGUGAUCUCCAUGGUGAUCUAGCAGUUACUGAUUAUCCUCUUGAUAGGCAGAUGGAUAGUGCGCAUACAAGCUCAUCUGCUUUGUCUGCGUCAAAUGAUGAUAGCAGAACUGUACAAGGAAAUGCCUCCGACAUUGCCAAUCCGGCUGUCAUGUUCAAACACCCAACUCAUCUUGUUACUCCCUUUGAGAUCAUGGCUACAUCAUCAGCUGAUGCUACCCGUGUUUCUGAGAAAGGUGAAAAUGAGGCCAAAAUUCAGGAUGUAGUUGUGACUAAUGAUGCAGCAAAUGCUGAGGUAGAGGUCAAAGUUGUGGGUGAAACUGGAUUUGCUAAUCCUAACGAGUCUACUCGCACAGUAGAUCCUCAAAUUAUAACAGAAAGAAAGGAGAAGUCCUUUUUUUCUCAGGCAUCAGAUCUUGGGGCUGAUAUGAGUCGAGAGUGUUGUGCAUUGCCAUCUGAAUCAUCUAUCAUGGAAGAAGCUAGAAAUAGCAUAAUGGAGGCUCUAGCGCAACCUUCAAAUUCUGGUGAGGAGGAAGGAGAUGAAGCCGACAAUGAUAUAUCUGGAAAGCCUGCAGACUUUGCUGUAUCAACGACAGUACCACAGUCUCCUUCACCGGGUGCCAAAGGGAAAAAGCAGAAAGGGAAGAAUCCUCAAGCAUCCGGUUCAUUAUCUCCUUCGCAGAGUGUUUCAAAUGCAGCGGAAUUGUUGCAAGGGGCUGUUACGGGUUCAAGUGUGGCAUUCAUGGAGUCUUCUUCACAGAUGCUGGCUGUGCAUGAAACACUAAAUCAGAUAUUAUCAACACAGAAGGAAAUGCAGAAGCAGAUGAGUACAGUAGUUUCCGCACCGGUUACCAAAGAGGGUAGAAGGCUAGAGGCAGCUUUAGGACGGAGCAUAGAGAAGGCUUCAAAGGCGAAUACUGAUGCUUUAUGGGCUCGUAUACAGGAGGAGAUCACUAAACUUGAUAAGUCGUUACGGGACCGUAUGCUGCAGAUACCUGGACAUAUAACUAAUAUUGUGAACAAGGACUUGCCUGCUGUAGUUGAGAGAACGUUAAAGAAAGAAUUGGCUGCUGUUGGCACCAGUGUAGCUCGCACUAUAACUCCCGCUAUUGAGAAAACUAUAUCUUCAGCUAUCACAGAGUCUUUUCAGAGAGGAGUUGGUGACAAGGCAGUCAGUCAACUGGAGAAGUCGAUAUCUUCAAAACUUGAAGUAACUGUGGCUAGGCACAUUCAAGCUCAGUUUCAGACUUCUGGGAAACAAGCUCUUCAGGAUGGAUUGAGGUCUUGCUUGGAGUCUUCUAUCAUCCCUGCUUUUGAGAUGUCCUGCAAAGCAAUGUUUGAGCAAGUUGAUUCUGCAUUCCAGAAGGGAAUGGCUGAACAUACAACAGCAGCACAGCAUCAAAUGGAAUCAACAAAUUCUCAGUUAGCUCUUACCCUGAGGGAUGCUCUGAAUUCAGCAUCAUCAUUGACUCAAACCUUGAAUGGAGAAUUGGCUGAUAAUCAGCGGAAGCUGUUAGCUCUCGCAGCUGCUGGUGCAAACUCGAAAGCGGGAAAUCCCUUGAUCACCCAAUUGAGUAACGGACCUUUGGGAGGUCUACAUGAGAAAGUUGAGCAGCCAUUUGAUCCAACUAAGGAGCUAUCGAGACUAAUCUCUGAACACAAGUAUGAGGAGGCAUUUACUUCGGCGUUGCAAAGAAGUGAUGUAUCCAUCGUCUCUUGGCUCUGUUCGCAGGUUGACCUGCAGCGUCUUUUGUCGACAAUGCCUUUGCCUUUGAGUCAAGGCGUCCUACUCUCUCUUUUGCAGCAGCUUGCUUGUGACAUAACCAAGGAUACAGCUAGAAAGUUGCCAUGGAUGACAGAUGUUGCUGCAUGCAUAAUUCCACAUGACCCAAUGAUUGCAGUGCAUGUGCGUCCGAUUUUGGAACAGGUUUACCAGAUCUUGAACCAUCAACGUAGCCUUCCUACCACCUCUUCCUCAGAGCUAUCGAGCAUCCGUGUUGUCAUGCAUGUCAUCAACUCCAUGUUGAUGACCUGUAAAUGAUCCAUGGAGUUGUUCCUCUUGUUUUCAAGCUAUCCUGUUGAUUUUGACUCUGAAGGUGGAUAUUAUGUAUAGUUGAAUCUUUUUAGUUUCUUUCUGUUGUUUGGGGUUGGUAACUUGGAAACUGGAAUGAUGUAUGUCUCGGUUGAGUAGAUUUUUCUUUUUCUUUUCUUUUUUCUUUUUACACAUGCUAUGAAAGGAUGAACUUGUUUA
Molecule: messenger RNA, 4678 nt
Organism: Beta vulgaris subsp. vulgaris (sugar beet)
Lineage: Eukaryota; Viridiplantae; Streptophyta; Magnoliopsida; Caryophyllales; Amaranthaceae
Product: enhancer of mRNA-decapping protein 4
Exons: 13
Coding region: 374-4468 (1364 amino acids)
Biological process (GO): deadenylation-independent decapping of nuclear-transcribed mRNA
Cellular component (GO): P-body
Molecular function (GO): protein binding
Source: RefSeq, a predicted model, not a curated record